AUGGGCGUUGAAUCGGUGGCGCCGUCGCCACCACCUCCAAGAUCGGAAGGAAAAACCGCUUUGCUCCAAAGCCCCAAGAUACCCUUCUCACUGGCUCUUCUCUUCGCUGACGUCCUCCUCGUCACUCUCGCUGACGCUCUUUUCGUUAGCAGAUUUCUCAAAGGGGAGAGAGACUUUCGCAACCUCAAAGGCGACACUGGUCCUCUCAUCUACCCUGCUGGCUUUCUCUACAUUUACUCUGCAUUUGAGUAUCUUACCCAAGGACAAGUUUACCCUGCUCAUGUCACGCAUUCAAAUUAUUCUAUUUCUCAUUCUACUCAGUUAAUCUGGGCCCUUUGCUUGCUUUCUCUAUCCAAGAGAGUUCAUUCCAUCUUCGUGCUUCGUCUGUAUAAUGACUGUAUGGCCAUGACACUUCUUCAAGCAAGGGCGCCAAUUAACUGUAACCUUAUCCAUUGA
This is a messenger RNA of Vigna angularis (adzuki bean), 456 nucleotides long. RefSeq names its product dol-P-Man:Man(5)GlcNAc(2)-PP-Dol alpha-1,3-mannosyltransferase-like. The coding region runs from base 1 to 456 and encodes 151 amino acids. Gene Ontology annotation, cellular component: endoplasmic reticulum. The record is from RefSeq and is a predicted model, not a curated record. Lineage: Eukaryota; Viridiplantae; Streptophyta; Magnoliopsida; Fabales; Fabaceae. The transcript is spliced from 2 exons. Gene Ontology annotation, molecular function: dol-P-Man:Man(5)GlcNAc(2)-PP-Dol alpha-1,3-mannosyltransferase activity.